Molecule: messenger RNA, 849 nt
Organism: Phoenix dactylifera (date palm)
Lineage: Eukaryota; Viridiplantae; Streptophyta; Magnoliopsida; Arecales; Arecaceae
Source: RefSeq, a predicted model, not a curated record
AUGGCCGGUGAGGAAGAUGGAGGAGGUUGUUACAGCGGCGACGGUGGCGUAGUGGCGGUGAAGGGAGGGCGGAGCGCGAGGGCGGAAGCUUCGGCGGCGUUGACGGCGAAGGCCGAAGCCGGUGGCCGUAGUCAAGGAGACGCUGCGGUCGGCCGGAGCGGCGGAGCAGAGGGAGCGGCGGAGCAGAGUAAGCGGCAGGCGGGUGGCGGCGGAGCUGCUGCGACGGCGGAGGCGGACUGCGACGGUGGUAGGAGGGGUUGGGCGGCGCGGUGGAGGCAGAUAGCGAAGAAAGAAGGGGAUGGUGGCUUCGGCCGGUGGAGCGAAAGCGGCGAAGGGUGGGCGGCGCGCGGCGGAACUCGGCGGCGGCACGGGUGGAGCGGCGCUCAAGGGCGGCGGCGCGGCGUGCGGCCGGAGAAGACGAACAGAGGGGGAACGGAUCGGGCUAGUGGGGAGUGGGUUAACGGGUUUUGCUCUUACCCGUUAGGGCUGAUGGUCUUCAACCUCCCGACGGUUCGGGAGGGCGGGUCGUUCCUUGUGGCGGCGGCUGCAGGGACGGGCUGCGGCGGGGCUCUGCGGCGACGGACGGUGGCCGGAGAGGGAUGGCCAGUCACGGUGGCGGCCGAAGGCGGCUUCCGGUGGUGCAGGCGGAAGCGGGGGUGGCGCUGCGGGCGGUCUGCUCGUCGGCGGAAUUCGGCGGCGGGGAGGCGGCGCGACGCAGAGGUGGGGAAGAUCUUCCUAUGGUGGUUUGGGCGUUGCUGGCGGCGACUGAUGGCGGCGGUGGAGGCGAGCACGGGCGUGAUGACUGGUGGCAAGGGGAAAGGGGGAACGAGUAGAUGGGAACCUGGCUGA